AUGCCCUUUAACUGCAGUCGCGAUUGUGUAGGUAUUCGAUACCGCAUCAACUCGCUGCACCAGACCUGGAAGUGGCUGCAUCAGACGAUCGCCCUGCACGAGUACCUGAUUUCGAUGAGCGCAGCUGACACGAAUAUCAGCAGCCGAAAGUCGCACCACCAUCCACUACUGCAGCAGAAGAGCAUCAGCACUGUUGUGUUGUGUUGCUAG
This is a messenger RNA of Anopheles gambiae (African malaria mosquito), 210 nucleotides long. RefSeq lists its product as uncharacterized. The transcript has a single exon. The coding region runs from base 1 to 210 and encodes 69 amino acids. NCBI's taxonomy places the organism in Eukaryota, Metazoa, Arthropoda, Insecta, Diptera, Culicidae. The record is from RefSeq and is a predicted model, not a curated record.